AUGAGUGGCAACGGGAAUCAGGUGCCGCUGGCGCCAAGUCAGCGUGGGCCCGGACCUUAUCCGCGGGCGUCAACACCACACAGGGCUGAGUGCUACCAUCCAUCGGGGACGGCGGGCGGAGGGUUCCUGCCUGGCGCUGGCGCCUCGCAGCCGAACCUUCGCGCCCAGCCCACGCCGCAACCAUCAGCGCCGCCCGCUCCUCAACAAGACAUGUCCAAGACUUCCAUGGCCGGCCAUAAUUACGUCUCGCAGCAGAGUCAGAGUCCGCAAGCACGGCCGCAGUAUCCGAACUUCCCCUACAGAGCGCAGCACGGAACCCGCCCAAACACACAUCCCAGACAACAACAGCCAUACUUAGCAGGCGCUGGUGGUGGAACGGCUGGCCCGGUGGUGUAUCAUCACCCCACAUUGGUCUUCCAGCCCCAUAUGGGCCUACCACAGACUUACCAGCAGCCACGCUCUUCCACCACUGGGUUUUAUCCAUACAUGACACCGUAUUUGGGUUAUAGCACACCAACAAGUCACACACCACCAUACUACUACUCGAAUAGCCAGCAGAUGGCGGGCGGCGGCGGGGUGGCGGCGGGCGCGGGACGCGGCAGCGGGGGCCCGCUGGUGGGGCCACAGCCCGCCGCACCCGCCGCGCCCGCGGCCGCGCACGCGCACGUGCCCCCGCCGCAGCACAUGCACCCCACGAUGCCCGGUAUACGGCCAAAUCACACAAAACGCAGCCACAGAGUACCGAUUAUAAACCCGGACACACAUCAAGAGGUGCUUACGGAAGAAUGCAAUAACGACACGUACUUAGUGAGCGGUGAAUCGAGUGAGAGGCAGACUCCGCAACCGGAUACGCCAACGCACAGCAUCGCGGAGGAGUUCUCCAGACUGGUGAACGAGUCGAUCGCUAAUCAAUCAGUCGGCGAGAGUGCCAUGAAGCCGGUCUUCGGGCACAAGAGCGUCGAAAUUACUACGCCCCCCAUGGCAAUAACUAUGCAACCUCAAACGAAUGCAAUAAGCUCUGUUAAUAAUAAUAUAGUAAAGUCUGAUAUUUUAAAUGUUAAUGAAAUUAAAACUCUAGGACCUGAUGUUGUUGCCGAGCCUAGCGAAACUCCCGUAGUAUCAGCAAUAUCAGAUAGUCCUGUUAUAGUGCCUAAAAUGCCUACAAAUAUAAAGCAACUACAAAAGACUAGUGAACAGAAUCAAACGUUAGCGUUAGAUAAUAAUAAUAAAAGCGCGAACGCGCACAAGAAUAAGCAGCAAAAAAACAAACCGCAUGUGCCUCAAGCCGACGACGCCGAGAAGCCGGUGGUGACCGCCGCCCCGGCGAUUGGCGUUACGGUAUCGCCGGUGGCGAUAGAGUCCUCGGUGCCUGUGGCGGAGACUGGAGCGGAGCCGCCCGCAUCCGUCCAAGCCGCCGCACCCGCCCCUGCACCGACACUCACCCCAAUUCCCACCUCCACCCCAACCCCCACACCCACUGUCACUCCCACUAUCACCCCUAGUUUCGCCCCCAAUUUCGCCCCCAACUUCGCCCCCAACUUCGUGCCCAACUUCGUCCCUAGUUUUGCCUCUAACCCCACAUCCACGACCGUCUUAGCUCCCGUUCUUACCCUCGCGCCCCAACCACAAAGGAUACGCGAGCCCAGAGAGCGAGUGAGAUCGGAAGAGAAAGAGAAGUCCAAGGCCAAGGAAAAUAAGGAAAAGGAGAACGCGAUGGUGAAACCCAACGGUCCCACCUCGGUUGUGAGUUCUGUUGAUAGUAUACCAGAAAUUAUCAAUCCUGCAACUAGUCAAGGCAAUCAAGCAAUAUUAACUGAAACAAAGACUCCAAUUAUAAGCAAGCAAUCAUCACCACCUCCAAAUCUACAAGUACCACAAACGUCUGAAACUACGAUUGAAAUUAUUGCUAACAAUAGCAAUAACGAGCCAACAUUCCCUGAAACGCCAGCUCCUACUGCCACAGAACUCCUAUCAGCAAGUAUAGAAAAACUUGCUAAAGAACUGCCCUCUGUUCCACAAACGACUAGUGAAAGUAAAGAAGCGUCCAGUGCAAUACAAGCUCAAGCCAAAUUAACUCAAAGUAUAACGAGUUGUGUACGUGCUCACCCUGAAUCUAAGAUGAAAGAUAUUAACCUUAAUAAUAAGACAACAGAUCCGGACGCUGCCAAUGGAAACACCAUUGAAGUAACACAAACAAAAACUGAGACUGUGAAAGAAGAUAUUAACAAAAAUGAUAAAGUAAUAAAGAAUACUAAGAGUAGUAAGAAAGGUAAUAAAAUGGCAAAUAAUGAAACAAAUACUAAAGAAAGUGAAACAUAUGAAAAUGGUAAAGAUGAGACUGAUAAAGUAAGUAAUGAACAGGAGCAAGUCCUGUCUAAGACUGAGGAGGAAGCAGAGAAGACACCUGCUAUUGAAAAAACCGAGUCUACGUCGGCUUCAGAUCCAGCAUCUGCUCCAACUGUCUUUGUACCUAAAUACAAAUAUACUGAAGAUCAAUGGUCUCCACUAAAUAAGUCUGGCAAAAAGUGCUAUGACAUUGGAUUGUUGAUGCAAAUUAAGGAUGAUCCUCUAUCAAAGAAUAAACCUAAUGCGCCUUUGUUAGAGGCCUUGAAUGUUAUAAGGACUACUCCACAUCAAGAGCCCCAGCCGUUCAACCCUAUCACAAGACCUAUGAAUGAUUCACUAUUUCCUAAUUUUGCGAAAAGUUCUGGUGUGGGUUCUAGAAGUAAUGCUCCACGUGAACCGAAGAAAGAUGGAAGAAAUAUGCCUACCAGUGGUAAAGGCAGCAUGAAAAUGAGCCCAGCGCCCAGUGGCAACAAUCCUCACAAGAAUGUGAUACGUGUGUCCCUAACAAGAGAAGAAGUCAAGUUGAACCAAACUAAAGAUGCCUGGAAACCUACCAGGCUGAAGAACGCCAACAUGAGUGAAGAAGAAUACAAGACACAAGAAUUGUACAAAAAAUUCAGAGGUAUUCUGAAUAAGCUGACACCACAGAAGUUUGACACUUUGAUGGAAAAAGUGAAAACGCUGGAGAUCAACAAUCAAAGUAGACUUGAAGGUGUCAUCGAUUUGGUAUUUGAGAAGGCCAUAGAUGAACCUAACUUUUCGGAGGCCUACGCCAACAUGUGCAACAAGCUAACAACGAUCAAGGUGCCUGCUGAUAAUGCUCCGCCAGACCAAUAUGUCAAUUUCCGAGCUCUCAUCAUCAGUAAGUGUCAGAACCAAUUUGUCACUGAAAAAGUUGAUGAAAACAUACUGAAAUUAGAGAAAGAAAUGAAUGAAUGCACUGACCCUGUGAAAAAGAAGGAAUUGCAGUUACAUUUAGAAGAAGAAAGUAGGAAAAUGAGAAUGAGAUCUGUAGGAAAUGUCAGGUUUAUUGGUGAGCUGUACAAAUUGAAAAUGUUGACGUCGAAAAUUAUGGUAUUUUGUAUGAAUUACUUGGUCGAUAAGCUUGAAGAAGAAAAAUUAGAGUGCCUCUGCAAAUUGCUCACAACAAUCGGUGAACAGGUGGAGAGUGAGGUUAAAGAUCAGCUUGAGCUUGUAUUCAAGAAAAUGCAAGAUAUUGUAGAACACAAAUCCAAUAAAAUCAGCAGUCGUGUGCGCUUCAUGAUCAAAGAUGUAAUUGAGCUGCGACAGAGGCGCUGGGUUGUGAAGAGUGUGGUUGACUCACAGCCUAAGAUGAUGGACCAGAUUCAGAAAGAAGCUGAACAGCAACAACGGCAUAUUGAGCUCAUGAACGCAAACCCGAUGGGCUAUGGACGCCGUGACGAUGGCGGUCGUGGUAAACGCGGAGGCGACGCUCGUCGGCAAGGCAACAAUGCCUUCAUGGAUAACAGUUGGAAGUCGCCACGUACCAAUUUCACUGUGGACACAUCAAAACUCAAGGCUGUUACUGUUCCACAGAAGAAUUUUAACAAUAUAAAGCUGGCCCCUCAAAACAGUGGCUGGAACUAUGGCUCAGGGACGAAGAACACUGCACAGGCCAGCAGUAAUUCUAUGAUCAGUCUCACAAAGAACCAAUACAGUAUGCUUGAGAAUGUACAGGUGGACCCCACUUCGCUCAGAGCAAGUCAAGAUUUGACGCCGAGCUAUUCAAAGGGUGCUUCUAUAGAGAGGUCAACAUUCAACUCGAGAGGUGACUUCAACACUGGCAGUGGUGGACGCUCGGGCUCCACCAGUGGCGUGGCGCGCUCGACAUCAAGCAGCCGGCCCGCGGCAGUGGAGCCCCCGCCACCGGCACCUGUACCCGCGGAACCCCUCACCGAGGCUAAGAAGAAGUCCGUCAAGUCCGUGAUCGACCAGUGCCUCAUCAACUCUGACAGCGUUGAGGCAGCCAUUGACGUGAAGCAGCUCUUCCCGCCUCAGUACCACGCCGCGGUCAUCACCGAGAUAAUAAACUUGGUGCUUGAGAAAUCUGCGAAGGAAAUCGACAUGGUGGCGAAAACGCUUCUGCAUCUGGUGGCCACUAACACGAUAUCGGCCGAUAACUUCCUUGCGGGAAUGGCAGACGUAUUCGAGAUCGCGCCCGACCUAUACAUUGAUGUUCCCAUGCUGUAUGAUUACUUAGGAAAAAUUAUUUCACUACAGAUUGAGAAAAAGCAUAUCACAUUUGUUCAGAUAUUUAGGUUAUGUGAGAAAACAAUUAUUGCCAUGAAUCAGGGACAUUUGUUCCUAAAAGCACUAAUAAAUUAUUUGAAGGAGAGUAUGGGACCAUCAUUCGUAAAAAGCAAAUGGCAAGAAUCAGGUCUAGAGUUGAAGCAAUGGAUGAGUGAGGACCAGGUACUAAAAUGGGUACAAGAAAACAAGUUUGAAUUUUUGGAUGGUGAGAAGAUUUGUGAAGAAACAAAGAAGACUUUAACUCCUGCUGAGGUGCAAAGCAAAUUGCUCCAGCUUAUGAAUGCUGAUGAGUCAUGUGAAUGUGUCCGGGGAUGGAUACAGGACAAGGUGGGCGAGAGCGCGGGCGAGGAGUGGUUCGCGCGCGCACUGAUGCAGGCGGUGUGCUCGCACGCGCUGCUGGGCGGCGAGGGCGCGUGGCGGCUGAGCCGCGAGCGCAUGCGCAAGUACGCGCGCCUGCUGCACGAGCCGGAGGGCGCGCGCGGCCGCGAGCUGGGCUGUCUGCUCGCCGUGCAGCAGCUGGUGCACCGCCUCGAGCACCCGCAGGGCCUAACAUUAGAUAUAUUCCAGUACUUGCAUGAACAAUACAUAAUUUCCGUAGAAGGUUUCAUUGCAUGGGAAACGACAGAAAAGGAGCCAGAAGGCAAAGCGGUUAUGCUGAAGGCGCUUACCUCGUUCUUCACCAACAUUAGGGAGGCAGACAACGAGGACUCCUGCAGCGAGGACUGA
Molecule: messenger RNA, 5343 nt
Organism: Parnassius mnemosyne (clouded apollo)
Lineage: Eukaryota; Metazoa; Arthropoda; Insecta; Lepidoptera; Papilionidae
Source: the annotation of a GenBank genome assembly